This is a messenger RNA of Ipomoea nil (Japanese morning glory), 2420 nucleotides long. Its product is annotated as F-box/kelch-repeat protein At1g26930-like. The transcript has 2 exons. Gene Ontology annotation, molecular function: protein binding. NCBI's taxonomy places the organism in Eukaryota, Viridiplantae, Streptophyta, Magnoliopsida, Solanales, Convolvulaceae. Gene Ontology annotation, cellular component: nucleus. The record is from RefSeq and is a predicted model, not a curated record. Bases 422 to 1819 code for a protein of 465 amino acids.
CAGUUGUAUUUGUAACACCGUAUUUCUCUUUUUCUUUCCUUUUCCCUUUGGAGAUUGAAAUACUCAGAAUACGAGAGGAGAAAACCAGUUAGCAAAAUUGAGAGAGAUAAAGAAGGGGGUCCUCCAUAGAUUAUGCCUCACUCGGAGGCCAUAGCCUAUUCCUAUUCCGAUUUGCAGAUAGAAAUCCCUGAGUUUGUUAAACCCCAGAACGAAGCUCCACUCCCAUAUAAUAGUUUAUACUAUGCAUAGAUAAAAAAGAAUAUACAUCUGCACUGUUCUUGCGCACCGCCCAAUUCCAAUCAACUGUUCGUCUUCUCUUCUCCUAAUUCAUUUCAUUGUUUGACUGGUAAGCAGAGAGGCUGUAGAGUGAGUGUUUAGUAAGGCGAAAAGCUGCGGCUUCCUUGUGGUUGAUCCUGACGACAUGCUGGAAGACCGAUCGUGUUUGGUGUCAAGGGACUAUCACAGAGAGCGCAGCUGGGCUUGCAUGAGUUUCCGGCUUGAUGGGACUGGCAAAAGGCCAAUGGAAGAUGAUGAAGAGGAUGAACUCGUUCUUAGGAAAUGCCCGAAACAGUCUGACGAUAGUGGCAGAGUUGAUACCGCUCUAACCCUCGGGGGCAAUUCUUCGGUAUCUGAUGAGGCUGAUGAUGGAAAGCAAAUGACUUUGGGACAAGGCGGUGUUUUGAUGAAUGCCCGAGGUGGUGAUAUGGUGGCUGAUCAAGCGGGUGAUGAUCAGCAUUGCGAUGGGGUGAAUUCCGACACUAGCUGUCUAAUUCCCGGGAUUGGUCGAGACAACUCCAUUAGCUGUCUCAUCCGUUGCUCGAGGUCCGCUUAUGGCAUUGCGGCUUCUGUGAACAGGAGCUUCCGUUCGUUAAUUAGGAACGGCGAGCUCUAUAGAUUAAGACGCAUGAAUGGUAUAGUCGAGCACUGGGUGUAUUUUUCCUGCAACAUGUUGGAAUGGGAAGCAUUUGACCCGAGUCUCCGCCGUUGGAUGCGUCUCCCGACGAUGAAUUCGAACGAAUGUUUCGUGUUUUCGGACAAGGAAUCUUUGGCCGUGGGCACCGAGCUCCUCGUGUUUGGGAAGGAGUACAUGGCACAAGUCAUCUAUCGGUACAGUCUUUUGACCAAUUCAUGGUCGACCGGAAUGCAGAUGAACGAGCCUCGGUGUUUGUUCGGUUCCGCCUGCCUAGGGGAGAUUGCCAUUUUGGCUGGCGGGUGUGACUUGAAAGGUAAGAUCCUUAGCUCAGCUGAGCUAUAUAAUUCGGAGACGGGGACCUGGAGGCUGUUACCAAGCAUGAACAAGGCCCGGAAAAUGUGUUCUGCGGUAUUCAUGGACGGGAAGUUUUACGUGAUUGGAGGUAUUGGGGGACCCGAAUCGAAGCUUUUGACAUCUGGAGAGGAAUUCGAUCUCGAGACGGAAACUUGGACUGAAAUACCCAACAUGUGUCCCCCCCGCACGGGUGAAACUCGGGGAAACGCCUUGCCUACUACCUCCGAAGCACCUCCGUUGAUUGCGGUUGUAAACGACCAAUUGUACGCUGCCGAUUAUGCUGAAAUGGUAGUGAGGAAGUACGACAAGGAUAACCGAGUUUGGUUCACGAUCGGGAGAUUGCCGGAACGUGCAAAUUCCAUGAACGGUUGGGGCUUGGCUUUUAGGGCAUGUGGCGAUAAGCUUAUCGUGAUCGGGGGACCUAGGGCUACAGGUCCCGGGUUUAUCGAAGUGAACUCGUGGGUCCCGGGCGAAGGACCGCCCGAGUGGCAUUUACUCGGCCGGAAGCAAUCGGGUAGCUUCGUCUAUAAUUGCGCCGUGAUGGGUUGCUAAAAAACGUGGUUCUUUGGGUGCUCUUGCUAAUGGGUAAUCUAUCCCGACCUUUAUUUUCUUUUUUAUUCAGUGCAUUAUUUUUUUUUCCUUUUCUCUGUGGGAGGAUAUAGGGAGGAAUUAUCAACCGACUCAAGAUUUGACCGCAUAUUUCUUCUAAAGGAGUUGUUGAGUAUCAAAUUUUUUCUGCUUCGACAUUUUCAUUCAUAUUGAAUGAUCUUCCCCCAUUUGGUUAACAUGAAAUCUUCAAAGGAGGCCAGCAAAAAAUAGCAAAGGGAUAGGAAAAUAACUUCGAGGGUGGGAGCAAUACAAUACUAGAAAUCUCCGAUUAGUUUUCGUUGAAGCUUCUCCAAGAAAUUGUAGAGCUUAGUUCUCCAUUAAUGUUCGCUCUUUUCUCUUCCCCCACCUCUCUUUAUUUUUGUCAUAGUCGAGAAAACCCAAAAAAAAAAAAAAAAAACAAAAAAUAAUUAAGGUUCUGCAAUCUUCUUCAUCAGGAGCAUGUCAAUGUACUGAACACCUUUGAUAUUGCAAUGAAUGAGCUCAUAGUGAAAAGCUUUCUCUUGAAAUUCAUUCAUGGGAAGCUUGUUGCACCUUUUUUCUGAAA